Messenger RNA from Camelus dromedarius (Arabian camel), 4312 nucleotides. RefSeq names its product solute carrier family 22 member 2 (gene SLC22A2). Gene Ontology annotation, biological process: transmembrane transport. The record is from RefSeq and is a predicted model, not a curated record. Lineage: Eukaryota; Metazoa; Chordata; Mammalia; Artiodactyla; Camelidae. The transcript is spliced from 10 exons. Gene Ontology annotation, cellular component: membrane. The coding region runs from base 316 to 1845 and encodes 509 amino acids.
CCGGGCGGUACAGAGGAGGGAUUGUUUGUGGGGCCGCACGAGGUAGCAACAAACUCAAGGAGCGACACUGCAGUAAACACGCCUCGCCCUGUGAGUGCUGGGGACUUUCAGGAGAGCAGCCGGAUGCACCCCGCACAGCUGGAAGCUAGCCCGGCCCACAGAGUUCUGGACCAAAGGCUGGUCGCCUUCUAAAGAAUACUAAUGCUCACCCUUUGACUUUUGGCCGAGAGUCGUGCUGAGCCGGCCGCUGCCUGCCUCAUUGGCCUUUGCAACAGCGCAGGGAAAAGCAUCAGGGCUCCUCCUGCCUGGGGAAGAAUGCCGACAGUGGAUGACAUCCUAGAGCACAUAGGGGAGUUCAACUUUUUCCAGAAACAAACGUUUUUCUUCCUAGCGCUGCUGUCUGCCGCGUUCACCCCCAUCUACGUGGGCAUCGUCUUCCUGGGCUUCAUCCCGGACCAUCGCUGCCGGAGCCCUGGCGUGGCCGAGCUGAGCCGACGAUGUGGCUGGAGCCUGGAGGAGGAGCUGAACUACACGGUGCCGGGCCCGGGGCCGGCGGGCCAGGCCUUCCCACAGCAGUGCCUCCGCUACGAGGUGGACUGGAACCAGAGCGCCCUUGGCUGCGUGGACCCGCUGGCCGGCCUGGCCGCCAACCGGAGCCACCUGCCGCUGGGCCCCUGUCAGCACGGCUGGGUGUACGACACGCCCGGCUCCUCCAUCGUGACCGAGUUUAACCUAGUGUGCGGCAACUCCUGGAUGCUGGACCUGUUUCAGUCAGCUGUGAAUGUGGGAUUUUUUGUCGGUUCUAUGUGUAUCGGCUACAUAGCAGACAGGUUUGGCCGUAAGCUCUGUCUCUUGAUUACAAUCCUCAUAAACGCGGCGUCUGGAGUGCUCAUGGCCGUUUCCCCGACCUACACGUGGAUGCUAAUUUUUCGCUUGAUCCAAGGACUGGUCAGCAAGGCAGGCUGGUUAAUAGGCUACAUCCUGAUUACAGAGUUUGUCGGGCUGAGCUAUCGGAGAACAGUGGGGAUUUUUUACCAAGUGGCCUUCACCGUUGGGCUCCUGGUACUUGCUGGGGUGGCAUACAGACUUCCGCACUGGAGGUGGCUUCAGCUGACGGUGACUCUGCCCAACUUCUGCUUCUUGCUCUAUUACUGGUGUGUACCUGAGUCUCCGAGGUGGCUGAUCUCCCAGAAGAAAAGUGCUAAAGCCAUGAGAAUCAUUAAGCACAUUGCAAAGAAAAAUGGAAAAUCCCUGCCUGCCUCGCUCCAGAGCCUCCGACCCGAUGAGGAAGUUGGCGAGAAGUUGAACCCUUCAUUUCUUGACUUGGUCAGAACCCCUCAGAUAAGGAAACACACUUUGAUCUUGAUGUAUAACUGGUUCACCAGCUCUGUUCUCUACCAGGGCCUCAUCAUGCACAUGGGCCUCGCCGGGAGCAAUAUCUACCUGGAUUUCUUCUACUCUGCCCUGGUUGAGUUCCCAGCCGCCUUCAUCAUCAUCCUCACCAUUGACCGCAUAGGUCGCCGGUAUCCGUGGGCUGCAGCAAAUAUGGUGGCAGGGGCAGCCUGUCUAGCCUCGGUUUUUAUCCCUGAGGAUCUACUGUGGCUGAGAGUUACAGCCGCGUGCUUGGGGCGAAUGGGAAUUACAAUGGCCUACGAGAUGGUUUGCCUGGUAAACGCCGAGCUGUACCCCACGUUCAUCAGGAACCUUGGGGUCCUCGUCUGCUCCUCCAUGUGUGACGUCGGUGGCAUCGUCACGCCUUUCCUGGUCUACCGGCUCACUGGCAUCUGGCAUGAGCUCCCGCUGGUGGUUUUUGGCUGCAGGAUAGAAGAUGGGGGACAAAUCUAAUGAUGAACACGUGCUGGACGCGAAGUCUGAAGGCUGUGGAUGGGGACUGGGAGUCCUGGGCACUUCCGGUCACCCAGCAUCCAUUCCUUUCCCCACGUGGUAGACCAGAGGACGGAGCCUCUCCACCGCAUCCACAUGGACACAUCUCCAGAUUCACACACACAACAGCCACCUUCUCAACGUUCGCCCAGAUCCUUGAUGCACCCAUUUCAGUCUUCUCUAGGACUCAUUCUGAGCCUUUCUUUUAAUUUGACAAAAAUGUAAUACUUUUCCCCAUGGGCAUACCAGACUUGCUUCAUGUUGGGGGUGGAGUGGGGAGGAAAAGCCUCUCUCAGACACACGCCCGCCCAGGGGACAGCAGAUGGCUGUGCUCCUGGUACUGUGCAUUGUCAUACACAAGUGUCUCCGCUCUUUCCUUCUUCACAAGGGAUUUGUGAGGGGGACAUCUUUCCACUGCUAUAGGUCUGCCAGCCAAAGUUCCAAACCGUUGACAGAACUCACCCUCAAAACAGACCCAAUGAAUUUCUCCACAUUCCAACUUAAGAACAACAAGAAAGCCAGAGCUGAUAGAUCACGAGCUCUUUAUCUUGAGAUGAUCAUGCUUUGGCCACAGUGGCUGGCACUGCCCCAGAUUCCUUCCUUCCUCGCUCAGCGCUGGCUGAGGGGCCUGACCCCAGGGCCCCCUUUCCAUCUUGGGACGCGCCGUCCCCCUUCCACCUCAGUCCCUGCCGCGCCCCUAGGUGGGCAGUGAGUGACUCAUGGCUCAGCGGCCUACUUCUGGGUAGAGUACAGAUACUCCGUGUUUCUCUAAGUACCAUUUGACAAAGAAAUGCACAGGCCAGACCCAGAGGAACCAGUGCUGUCCCUUUCUUGGGUCUUACGUCCCUUUGAGAAGAUAAAGAAUUUUACCUGCAUUUCAACGUUUGAAGCAAACUCAAAGACAAUUCCCAAUUUCAUAUUUACUGACAGUUUCAUCUUCUUCUCUCCCCAACCUUUAAUCUGAGUAGGUAGCAGGAGGCUAAACUAACAAUUUUACACCUUAACUUCUUUCCCUUUCUUUUCACACAGUAAUAACGUGCUAAUUGUGCUCUUGAAAUAGCCAGAAACAGUCCUCUAGUAGCCUGAAAAUCAACAAAUCAACACGUUGGAAAAUCCUGAUUGAAAGAGUACUGGAAAAAUUAAUAAGAAACAUCCUAGUUUAUUAGGCCCAUCCUUGCAAAUAUAAAAUACUAAACAGAUUAUAAUUUGAUUAAUAUAUUUUUUCCCAAACACUUGCUUCAGAGAAUCAAAGCCAGUUGAAUAUGUUUCUUGUUGGCAUGAGUUACAACCACGUGAAUCUUUAGAGGGUGGGAAGUUCUUGAGAGGUUCGCUAUUUAGUUCCUCCCAAGUACCAGGCACUUUUCUAAGCCCUUAACAAAUGUGAAUUCAUUUCAGCCUCAUGACGAGUCUUUGAGGUGGAGACAUCACCCUGCUUUCUGUAGAGGAGUCUGGAGCAGCAGGGAGGUCACAGGACUUCUCAGGGCUCUGAGACCAGCAUGCAGGGUAUCCGGACCAGACUCAGGUGCCCAGAGUUCUAGCCAGUGCCCUGAACCACUGUGUGCCGUGGCCUGUAUUUCUCGCAGUUUUAAGGGUGCAAAAAUGGAGUCCAGCAUGUAUUUUUCAAAACCCCAGAAAGAGUGAAGAACCCACAUCCUGCUUCCUGUAUCCUUUUAUAGAAAAACAUAUAAAUCUCAAAACUGAAUGGGAAUUUAGAGAAAGAAAAACCUUACAAUCUCAAAACUUUCAUGGGAAUUUAGAGAAACAAAAACACCCUAAUGUUUACUACUAUACACCCCCCUCCCCGGCAUAUGCAAAAAAAUCACAGCUGGAGACACAGAAAAAAGGAAUUUAUCCAACACCUGAAUCAGAACUAAAAACCUGGCUCACCUGUUUAAUGCUGUUGUGCAGUAACACAUGAUUCAUUGCUUUUAUUUACUGAUUAUGAUCCAAGUUUCGGGCCCAUUUUCAUUGCCAAGUGCUUGAUAUUGGCAGGGUUAUAUUCUUCCUUUUCUUAGCAUUGAGGUUUUUUUCAGAGUUAUUUUCUAACUCCGAAGGAUCUUAAUAUUGUGGUAAUGUCCUCUAGCCGAGAAUAACUGUGACUCAAAAUGUUAAGUAUUUCAUUUCCCUAUAAGGAAUUGCAAUCCAUCGGACUUGGGAAUGGGCAAAAUAUUUAUGAUGGAGAAUAGGGCAGUCAGCGAUGGCAAAGGAAUCUGAAAGUAUAGGAGAUCACCAAAAAAAAUUUUUUUAUAAGAAAUAAGGGGGGGUUCUAAUUUUAGAGUCAGCAUGCUUCAGUUCGGAAUGUGAUUUGCGUCUGUUUGGCUUCAGCGGUGGUUGGCUUGGUUGCCGGAGGGCUGGUGCUGUUGCUUCCAGAGACCAAAGGGAAGGCUUUGCCAGAGACCAUUGAAGAAGCUGAAAACAUGCAGAGGUA